AGUAAGCUGCAAAUUUCUACUCGCUACGCUUCGGAGGGUCUGUGUUCCCGUGGGUGUUGAUGCAGCUAGAUUCGCAUUCUUCCAGUCCGAUUGUACAUGGAGUUUUCCACAAGAUUCAUCUGCAGAGCUUUUAGCUUGUCCACUGAGUUGGGUUACCAGUGCUAAUCAAACAGCUCUCUCCGUUAAACUUCACAAAAGGUCGCAAGAAGUGUCAUGCCCAGCGGGCACAAGUUUUGACACUGCGACGGGAAGUUAAUUUUUUUCGGGUGAGCCGAUCCUUCGGAUUGAGGAGGGGCUCCUGAAGCCCAGGUGACAUUUGGCGCGCGCAUGCCAAGCAGCAAACGUUUCUUAAUCUCUGAGAGAGGAGGAGAGAAAGGAAGGUGCAGGUGCGUCCAUCUUCAGUCACGCUGCUGAACUGGCGACACGGGAAAUGGACUCCGCACACGAGGAACCGGAGCUUCCCUCCGCCAUCCAGGACCUUGUACAGCGUCUGGAAGGACAAGGCGAGCCUAUAACGGAGCUUCCCGAUUUAACCAAGCUAGUAUUUUGGGAGUUCUUUCCGCGGAGUGAAGCACCCUCGACAGUCAUAGGGUGGCGAAGCCAAGUGCGUCGUCGAGUGCUGGAGGCAAUCGGCAGCUGCAACACCUUUGAGAUUCUGGACGUGGGCAAUAUUUGUGGGGGAAAAAUAUCGAGGUUGACGCCAAGCGAGUGGGAGGUAGUUCUCAGAGGUUUCAGGUCGAGCACCGUUCUAGAAAAGAUAAAAGUUCAUGGGACAUACCUGGGUAGAUUUGCGGAUGAGGAGAGCUUGUGUUUCCAGCUGGGGAGAAUUCUGAAUUCCUCUAGCGUAACAGAGUUACAAGUGCGUGACGAAUUGAGUGCCAGAUGUCUCUCGAAUCUCGCCUCAGGUCUGCGAGGACGUUCCGAUUCUAAACUCAAGUCUUUAGAUUUAUUGGUAGCGUGGGAGGACUCGAGUGGGGUGAAGUAUGUGGCUGACAUGAUCAAUAGUGCUCCUCUAUUAGAAACGUUGCGUUUAGGCGUACGUUUAGGCGGCUGUUGGGAGUACAUGGAGGACGAGACCGUUGGAAUCCUGUCCCAGGCUUUGAUCCAGAGCUUGGCUUUGAAAGAAUUUACCUUAGACUGCGCGGGGAAGUUGGCAGGGCCCUUGUUGCUGAAAGCAUUGGCCGGAGACGAUCGCAACCGAUCCAUUGAACGUCUUCGGCUAAAGGAUAUGGAUGGACUCGGAGACUGUUUAAGGGAACUUCUUAUUUCCAACCCAUCAUUGAAGGAAGUGGAGCUCCACCCACUUCUCAUGGAGCCUGAGCAAGCGCACCAGCUCGGCGAAGCCAUACGUGACAAUGCCAUAGCGACUACUAUACUUGUUAGGUUUGAAUCCAGGUUUAGUUUUGAAUCCAGGUUUGAUGAAUACGGGGAGUCAGUGGAAGCUCUUGCUCGUUCUGCUAGCUCCGAAGUCAACGACCCCACUCUGGAGAUUACACUCCAUGUUGAUAGUGAAGACGAAGUGAUGUUAUCAUUAAACCUAUUAGGUAGGGUACUGAGAGGGGAAAUCACAUCUCUGAAAUCUCUGAGUAUAUCUAGGGGAGUGAUGGGAUAUAUUGGCACUUCAGGUAUGCUGUCGAUGAAUGGAAGAACUGGAGAAACUUGCGUCCUGAAGAGACUCCGAUUAAGUGCUCUAAGCGAAGAUGUUUGGAAGGGAGUAUGGAAGGACCUGCUUUUGUGCCUGCGAGGGAACACAAGUCUCACUCACUUGGAUUUGAGUGAGACCUGGCUGGACGAAGAGACGUUCAGGGACAUGAUGGGGCUACUCCAACAGAACUUGAGUCUCCAGGAAAUAAAUGUCUCAGAAACCUCAUGGGCUACAGACGGAAAGGCGGCGCUGAUUCAAGAGGCACUCAAGCAGAACGAGAAGCGGGCCGCCUACAUGUCCGUAUUUAGAGAAGCCGGAUUAGCAUUUGGAGAUGCAAAAGCCGGUCGACUCUUUCUAUGCGGCUCUCCUCUAGCAGGUAACACUCAAUUGCGUCAAACCUUGAUGAGGAUAGUUGAAGGCAAUAGUUGGCUUGGGAACAAAUGGAAGGAGUUGUUUAGAACUAAAGGUAUCGAAGUGGAGUAUUUGCAAAACAAUGACAAAAGGCAAAUUUCAAUCUGGGAUCUUGCGGGGCAAGAGAUUUUUCGUACCCUUCAAACUGUGCUCUUUCCUCAAUCCAACAAUUUUUGUGUUUUUUUAUUUGUGUAUAGCUCUUUUUGUGAGAACUCAUUUUCUAAGAAAAAAGACUCUUGUUUUCAGACGGAGUUGGAGGAAUGGAUGAGUUUUAUCACAUCCAGCUCUAGGGUCACUGGACAUAAUCGUCCGCAAGUUCUUGUUGUGAUUUCACACAAGGACAAAAUCAAAUCAAGCUCUUUGACUUGGGCUCACUCAAUAGUGAAAGAUGUCAAUCAAAGAUUUGCAAAAUUUGUGGAUCUUCAUCCAAUUCAAGAGUGUUUUCAUGUGGAUGCGAGAAAAAAGAAGCAAGUUAUAGAUCUCAAAGAUUAUAUUUUUGAGAUUUUUGACAAGUUGUUGAGUGAAAAAUCUCCACGGGUUCCCCAAUUGUGUUCCCAAAUCUCUUUCCGCUUGGUUAAAAAAAUCAAGAAGAACAGAAGUUGCCAUAUUUGGUUACGUCAAAAUUUUGUUGAAUUUUGUGAUCCCAUCUUGAAAGAGUUCAUUUCAUCCUCUUCAGCUUUUGCCAAUGAUCAUUCAAGGAUACUAAAUUCGAUAGUUUCUUAUUUGAAUGACGUUGGGUCCAUAGUUUAUAUUCCAACCCUUAGUUACAUCAUUGUAGAUCCAAACUGGCUCACUAAUACACUAUUGGGUGAGCUAGUAGCUCUAGGUCAAAAAUUUCAUGCUCAAGAGCACGAAAGUAAGUCGCAUUCCUCAUACUCCUGCAAGGACGGAUUUGUGAGCGAGAGUGUCUUUGUUGGAUUGAUAGAGGAGUUUCUGGGAAAGCUACCGCAUGGACAGAAAGGUGUGGACAGAGAUGUGAUUGAGAACAUCCUUAUCCAUUUAGAUUUGUGUUUCAAGGUGGAAGAUACUUCUCAGUUUUAUUUCAUUCCCUCCUUCAUACCUGAGCAUGCAAGCAUUGAAGUACAGAAGCCUCAAGAAUUGGCGCACGUGAAGCCGAAGGCUUGGAAACGUAGGGUUGAGACUUCAAAGUUUGUCGGCAUCCGGAUUCAAUGCCAAGAUGGAAAAACAAUGUCACUGACCGCUGCUUUUUUUCCACGCUUUGAGGUGAUUUUAAAGAUAGUGUUAGAAAAUUGAAUGCGUUGAGUUCUAAUUGUAACUUGUGUUUGAUGAAUGGAGUGUUCUCUUUUCAUUAGUAGAAUUUAAUUUUUGGCAUGCGCAGCUUAACAUUUACCAAAUUCUGUAUCAUUGUAGAUGUUCAUGAGACGCAAGUUGAUAUGCGAGAUGCAUAUUUCCAAGGAGACUGUGACCUGCUCUCGUCAUUAUAUGAAACUUUACCUAGAUGGGCACGAGAUAUAUCUGGAGCAAGAAACGUCCCGCAAUUACUUGGAUGUUUUGAUGUUAUGCUCGGAUCAUAAAUCAAGGGAGGCGGCGAUUAAAUACGUGAUGAAGCAUAUCGUCCAGGAGUUGAUAUCAUUUUGCGCAUCAUCGAAAGGUUGUCCCGGGGUGGCGUUAGUGCUUGGUGUGAUCCAAACACGUUGCGUGGAGAUGCUGAUUCCGAUUCAUCUCAGAGGAGCCAUUCUGAUCGAGGAGCUCAAAUCGGACUUCAUUCGUGACAUCAAUGACAAACUUGAGUAUAAUCCGUCGAAUAGGUUUCACUUGGUGAAGGAGGAAGAGUUGUUCAACUAUGAGCACCCUUGGCCCCCGAUUCGAGGGCACAUAACAGAGGUUAUACAAGAAAGAGCGAGGGAGUUGCUGUGGGAGAGCGAUGUGGAAGAGAUUGUGAAUGAGACCAUUCAGAAGCAAAUGCAACCAUUGGAGUCAUUUCAUCGAGACCACAGCCAACAAUUGAGAUCAUUGCAGCAAGGUGUAAACGAAGUGAACAAAGAUUUGAUUCACUUUUACCCUGAAAAUGAGAAAAUGGUUACUAUGAAAGACUCCAAUCGACGUUCAUCCAGUGGGGCGAGCACAAGUGAAUUUUGUGAAAUCCGACAUGCUUUGGAUGAAAUCCGACAUGCUUUGGGAAGGAUUGAAAGAAAGGUUGAUGGUGUUGAUGAAAGGAUAAGAUUAGGUCUGCAGGGAUUGCAGACGAAGAUGGAAGAGAUAAUCUCUCUGCAGCAACAACUGCAGUCAACUAUGAGUGAUUUUGUGUCUAAAGUAGAUAGGAUUAUCGGGUAUACUCAAUCGUUUCAGCAGACCAGAACCCCCAAGCGACAUUACAUUAGGUUAGAUGUUAACAUUUUGUAUAGGAUAAGUGCACAUUUGCAUGCCGGGAGAACCGUUAGAUUACACUUGAUGUGUGAGUCGGUGACUGAAAUUCACAUGGUCAAAGAUCAAGAAGGUUUGAAGAUACGCGUGGAUCUGGAUAAUCGUGAGUGGAUUAGCAAAACCAUUGAAAUUUCAUACAAAGUCUUGUAUUAUACUGCAAAGGCUGGACUGAGUAUGAAGUUUGGGUUGGGCCAAGCGAUUCCGGACUGGGCAGAUUUAAAAUCUGAUAUUGUUAAACUAGAUGGCAUUAGCGAUGGUGAUCGUAGUGCAGUUGUAAAAGCUGGGGAAAGCAAGGAGCUGACACAAGCAUGGUUGAGGAUUCAGAAACUUCUUGGGGAUAUUAACUAUGCGAAAAUCUUCAAGUUGUAUCAGGUGAAAUACGAGGGAGUAGAAUCAGGUGGGCAUGCAUGGGUGUGCGAGGAGUGCAUGAAAGAAGGUAUUAGAACUGGGAUUUUGUCGGGAAAUUGAAGAGGUUAGAAUGUCAUGAUGCAAAUGACAAGCAUAUGUUAAGACACUCAUGCAAUAUGAUCCUCUGCAAAAUCUUCCUUCAGAGUUUUCACUUGUACAAGU
Molecule: messenger RNA, 5011 nt
Organism: Marchantia polymorpha subsp. ruderalis
Lineage: Eukaryota; Viridiplantae; Streptophyta; Marchantiopsida; Marchantiales; Marchantiaceae
Source: the annotation of a GenBank genome assembly